Molecule: messenger RNA, 1188 nt
Organism: Arabidopsis thaliana (thale cress)
Lineage: Eukaryota; Viridiplantae; Streptophyta; Magnoliopsida; Brassicales; Brassicaceae
Gene: CRR3
Product: chlororespiratory reduction 3
Exons: 3
Coding region: 117-641 (174 amino acids)
Biological process (GO): photosynthetic electron transport in photosystem I
Cellular component (GO): chloroplast thylakoid membrane; NAD(P)H dehydrogenase complex (plastoquinone)
Source: RefSeq, marked reviewed
UCUUAGCUGACGUGGCCUGUUCUCAAGUUUUAAUUGGCUGGAGAAUUCAAGAGGAUGAAACAUAGAAAUCCUCUUUGACUAAAAUAUUUUAAACCACACAAGAGAAGGAGGAGGCAAUGGCGGUGUUAUCCACCAUCUACUCCAUCACCAGAGCUUCAACGCCUACUAUGGCGUCUCUAACUAAUGACUCACCGUCUCCACUUCCUUCUUCUUCACCGUCGAAGCUUCCCUCUCCUACUUCUCCGUCAAAGAAACCGUUAAAACUAAGACAAGUGAGCAAACAAAUGGGAAGUCAAAACCAGCAACGACGAGGCAACAAGCCUUCGAUAGCACAGAUUGAGAGAGCUUUUGGCUCUGGAUCAUAUCGUGAUUCCGAAGGGGAAAUGGAUAUGAAUACGGUAUUCGAUGAGCUUCUAUUAGGCCAUGCUAAUAAAUUCGAAAGUAAGAUCGAGAAGAAGCUACGGGAGAUUGGCGAAAUCUUUGUAGCUCGAACAGAGCCUAAGCUUCGUUCCUCGGGGAAACCAGUUUUGAUGUUUACAAUUCAAUGGAUUCUUCCAAUAUGGAUUAUGUCACUGCUCGUAGCUUGUGGAGUUAUCAAACUCCCUUUUAGCAUCCCUUUCCUUGAUGACUUGAUCAUGUGAUUCUUCUACACAGUUAAUACACAUGUACUCUUACCAUAUUUCGUUAAUAAUACUUUUAGUGUAUUAGUGUAAUACCAUACCUCAAACAAACUCAUCACAGAUAAGUCUCUAGGGAAAGAAUGCUUGUUAUUGGUGAGAUAUACUUUUCAGCUCACGGUGCACUCGAUAUGGAAGGAACGGAAUGGUCGUCGACAUGGAGAAGUACCUAUUCAUAUCUCCCAGUUAACUCGCGAACUCGACAAGCAAACCCGAAACAGAAUCUUUUCUAUUCGAGAGCUAGGUGAUAGAAGAUAUGAAGAUUCUAUGGCAAUCUGGUUUGGUUCAAAAUAAUCUAGACAUCUUCUUAAUUCUUGCUCAAACACAAGCUGCACUUGAUGUAAAACAGUUUUUUUUUUCCGAAUGAUUUUACAUAAUAUUCCAAAAAAAAAGUAAUAUACCAUACCUUACCUAUAUAAAAAUCAGUGGCCAAUUUACGUAGUUAGUGUUAGGUGGCCAAACAAUUCUGAAUUCUCACUCUCAACAUCUGUAUUUUUUUUAAUAUCUAAAA